Messenger RNA from Penicillium concentricum, 1593 nucleotides. Its product is annotated as aminotransferase-like domain-containing protein. Gene Ontology annotation, molecular function: pyridoxal phosphate binding; L-2-aminoadipate:2-oxoglutarate transaminase activity; aromatic-amino-acid:2-oxoglutarate transaminase activity. Gene Ontology annotation, biological process: aromatic amino acid catabolic process; L-tyrosine biosynthetic process. Bases 1 to 1593 code for a protein of 530 amino acids. NCBI's taxonomy places the organism in Eukaryota, Fungi, Ascomycota, Eurotiomycetes, Eurotiales, Aspergillaceae. The transcript has 3 exons. The record is from RefSeq and is a predicted model, not a curated record.
AUGAUUAACCCGCAAACAUCUGGUGAAGUUGACCAAGACCCGAAUCUUGAGCCCGAACGCAAAGUGGUUCAUCCUUCCCAGUGGGCGGUGGCAGCACCUUGCACUAGUGAGCAAUUCAAGACCAGAAAACAGCAGAACAAGCCCAAUGCUCGAGAAUGGAACCAUUAUUUGAGCUCGGAGUCUGCCAGUCGGACGGGAUCGACCCUUAAGAAUGCUUUCAAACACCUCAAAACUCCUGGUAUGAUCUCUUUGGGUGGCGGCCUCCCUCUAAGUGAAUACUUCCCAUUUGAGAGUCUAUCCUUGACCAUCUCUACGCCCGAGAAACCGAAGUCUGAGAAGAAUGUGUUGAGCGGUGUGGCUGCACCCCUGCUUGCUUCUAAGUCCGAUAUCGAUCAAGGCCGUAAUAUUUACGACCUUUCUGUGGCCUUGAACUACAGCCAAGGAAGCGGGUCAGCUCAAUUUCUGCGUUGGAUCACAGAGCACACCGAGAUAGUACACGAUCCCCCUUAUGCGGAUUGGCAAUGUACUAUGACGAUCGGCAACACAUCGGCCUUGGACAUGGCUUUGCGAAUGUUUACUCAGCCUGGAGACUAUGUUUUGUCGGAUGAGUACACGUUCGCGAGCGCGAUCGAAACAGCAAAGCCGAUGGGGGUCAAGUUCACAGGCGUGAAAAUGGACAAUGAAGGCAUGCUACCGGACAGCCUCCGGGAGAUACUUGAGGGAUGGGACCCGACAGCGCAUGGAAACAGCCGGAAACCUUUCUUACUAUACUUGAUCCCGACAGGCCAGAACCCGACGGGUGCAACUCAGGGACUAGAACGUCGUCGGAAUAUCUACCACAUUGCUCAAGAACAUGACCUCAUCAUUCUAGAAGACGACCCAUACUACUUCCUGCAGAUGAAUCCUUUCUCAUCCGCAGCAGAAGGAGUUCCAACAAGAACCGGUCCCCAGACACCAGCAGACCUGCUCAAGAAGAUUGUACCGUCAUAUCUUUCCAUGGAUAUCGAUGGGCGAGUGGUUCGCAUGGACUCCUUUAGUAAGGUAGUCAGCCCGGGUGUCCGGUUAGGAUGGCUCACUGCACCGCAACAGCUCGUCGAGCAAUACAAGAACCACGCCGACGUUUCAACACAGGGCCCUGGUGGUCUGAGUCAGCUGGCGCUGUUUAAACUCCUAGACGAGCACUGGGGACAUGGAGGCUAUUUGGCAUGGCUCACGCACAUUCGCCAGGAAUAUACAUAUCGACGAGACUCCAUGAUACAGGCUUGUGAGCGCUAUCUACCCAAGACCAUUACUAGUUGGGAGCCUGCUCAAGCUGGCAUGUUUCAAUGGCUCGCGGUGGAUUGGAGAAAGCACCCUGACGCCAAAACCAAAUCUGCCCUGCAGAUCGAGGAGGAGAUCUGGCUUAAAGCCAUCUCAAACGGAGCACUCGUGGCUUGUGGAAGCUGGUUCCGUGCGGCGACCGACGCCACUUGUGAUGAAGUCUUUUAUAGGACAACUUUUGCGGCGGCAUCUUUAGAACAAAUCGAGGAGGCGGUGAUGCGCCUUGGGGAAGCUCUAAAAACAUGUUUCCAUCUGGGGGACAAGAUCGAGUAA